This is a messenger RNA of Sphaeramia orbicularis (orbiculate cardinalfish), 2873 nucleotides long. RefSeq names its product ephrin A4 (gene efna4). The record is from RefSeq and is a predicted model, not a curated record. Gene Ontology annotation, molecular function: ephrin receptor binding. The transcript has 5 exons. Gene Ontology annotation, biological process: axon guidance; ephrin receptor signaling pathway. Gene Ontology annotation, cellular component: plasma membrane. The coding region runs from base 454 to 1050 and encodes 198 amino acids. NCBI's taxonomy places the organism in Eukaryota, Metazoa, Chordata, Actinopteri, Kurtiformes, Apogonidae.
GACCCGCCCUUCCAGCGCCCCGCAGCCUGUUGCUUCCAAACCAUCUAGCAGAUCCAAAUGAUGUUGUGACCCCUUACUGUACUGAAACACUGACCUUUAACUCAGGGUUUGUUUGGUUUUUUGUCUGCUUUCCCUUGAAGACUCUACUUUUCUGCACAGAUCUCAGGUUAAAUCCACCAUGCGCAACGUGGACAACUGUCAAGAACUGCUAAGUGUGGACGUUUCCACCUUCUACCCUGCAGCCUGCCACUGUUAACCACCUCGGAGCCGCUUCAGCCUGUCCCUUUCAUGCACUGUGCAGAACUUCAACAUCAGAUGACGUAGUGGAGUGAGUCUGUGCGUAAUUCUGUGGGACUGCUGGGAAAAGUGCCUCUCCAGAGUCCUGUGUCGGAUCCCCCUCACCUGAAUUUGCACGCCACUCCCCACCGGUGCAGACCCUCCGCGUGGAUCAGGAUGGAGCCCGUGAUGUGGACACCGUGGGUUUGGACAGUCAUGCUUUUUCUCUGUAACAUACUCCCCGCUGCUUUGGCCAAAAGACACGUCGUGUAUUGGAAUUCCACAAACACAAGGUUAACAGCAGGUGAUCUGUCCAUCCAGGUGAAUCUGAACGACUACCUGGAUAUCUACUGCCCCUACUACCCUAAAAAGGAGACCCUGGACUCUACGCAGCCCGAGACACUGGCCCUGUACCUGGUGGGACAGGCAGCUUUCCAAGGUUGUGUAGAGACCAGAGGAGCCAUUAAGAGGUGGGAGUGUAACACCCCCUAUGCGCCGUUUGGACCGGUGCGCUUCUCUGAGAAGAUACAAAGGUUCACCCCAUUCUCAUUGGGAUUUGAGUUUCUGCCAGGGCACCACUACUACUAUAGCUCUCUACCUGCAGAUGAAGGUCCUCCUCUGCCAUGUAUGAAGUUGCGUGUCACUGUGUGCUGUGAGACCAAAUCAGAGGGUUCAAAACAAAAACAAGACUCAACGCAUCCGAAUAGUGUUUUCUCACCGAGAACAACUUUUUUCCCACUCCUCGUCCCUGUCCUCGUCCUGCUGAUCACAUGACUUCCUCAUCUGUCUGCUGACCUCGCACCUCUCCUCCGUGGGACAUUAAAGGACACAAUGCCAUCAACUCUCAAGACAGUGAAUGAUACAUUGCAAGCUAAGCUACGUUAUUACGCAUGACACACAGACAAUUUCCAGGAAAAAAAAUUGCGUGUCUUCUCAAAAACAGGGCCACAGUGACUCAGGGAACAACACAGCGAAUCACAGUGAUUCAUUUCUUGUUAUUUUCUUUCACCUGUUGUGUAAGUAGCACCAGAGAAUAUUACCCAUAAAGCAAAGGCAUAGUCAUGAGACUCUUACCCCGUUCUGGUGCCAGAAGAACAAUGAGUCUGUCAGAAUUUGUUCCUGCAAAGUUUUCUCACUUUUUCAUUGGUUUCUCAUUCCACUUCUCAUAUUUUGUCAUUGUUGCUACUUUUUUGAGUAAAUGACGCCAGCUGAAAAAAGUGGCCAAAUAUAUACGAACUCGUGCACUGACUCAGGAUGGAGGUCGAUCAGUUCCCUGUUAAACACUGUUCCUACUAAAGGCUGGAUAUUGAACUGAAACCACCUCACAUCCUUCUAAAGAUGAUAAAUGGGUUAAACUUUUGGAAAAUAAAGGAGUUUGAGGAGUAUUCUGGAAUAGUCAAGUAGGACUGUUGCGCCCCCUACUGGGACUAAACUGGGUAGACUGGAGUUGGACUGGUGUGGUCAUUAACCCCCAAAACUGGACACUAGAUUGUGAUGCUCUUAGGUGAAUAUGGGACCCAGAACAGAGGUAGUCCUUUCUGAUUGGACCGCCUGUUGUUUUGCCUCUUUAAGCCAUGCCAGUGUUUGGGAAUAAAGUGGAAAAAACAGAGAGGCUUAUGGGCAAAAUGGAGAGCAUCAGUGCGUCUCGCUCCACAGAACAUGCCGCGGACCACUGAGGAGGCUGAUUGGCUGAUGCUUCUGCUGACCAACCAGGUGUGCAGACACACUCACAGGGUUUUUGUUCCUUGUUUCUAUUUUUGCUGAUUUCUUUUUCUUAUUUCCCCCGUUGUUAUUGAUUGUUAGCUUUUAUAGUUAAUAUAUUCUACAAAAAGAAGAUAUAUUAACUGUGUAAAUCAGUGUUUUAGGAACAGCUUUACAGAUCUCCAUUAUUUAAAUGUCAGAUAAAACAAAUAUUUUAUUCAUACACAAACUAUGAUUUGUCCUCUGAACAUACACACUGUAUGUAUGUACUGGUAUAUUUUCAAUAUGAUCUCCAACAGUGUAGUUUCCCCAUUUUAAAUCAGUUUGUUGGUUAAUUCACCUCAUUUCUAUCUGAUUAUUGACCAAAAAAACCUCUAACAGAAAAAAUAAAUAAAUUACUAAUUUAUUUUCCAGAUUUUUUUAUUGAAUCGGAUAAUCAGUGUGUAUUUUCAAUUAAAACUUGAGUUUAUAUAUAUUUUAAUUUUUUUUUAUAAUAUCCCAACAAUUGUCAAGUUACUUUAGCUCAUAAAAUCUAAGGUUAAUUGUGCAAUUUAUUUUUCUCUUGAAACUACAUUGUCAGCACUUAAAUACUGUAUAUAUAAUAUAAUAUUCAGGUGUCAACAUGCUGUACAUCAUACCGCUCAUGCCAUUUUAUUUUCUAUUUUAAUUUUGUAAAUGGGUGUUAAAAGAAUUUUUGAGGAUUUGUUAAAUAUUUUCAGUAUUGUAGAAUUUAUAAACAUGUAUGUGUAGGGAUGUGUUUUUUUCAUGAUGUGUGUAUUAUGUUCUGCUUUCACAUUUUAGUGAAGGAUGUAGCUUCUUCUGUGAAGAGCCAACUGCAAUCUGAGCCCCUUUUACAUGGCAACAAAAUACAACAAAAUAAAUAUGAUUGCAUUAAA